CAUCCUUCCCUGUCUAAAGCUGCUGAAAAACAGGGGAGGAGGAGGAGAAGAAGAAGAGAGGCAGAGCUGCGGAGUGACUGAAACCGUUGGAUCUUCCGCACCACCUCAAUGCCAGUGCUGAAAGCAGGGAGCAGGCCACCAUGGGUGGGCCUCGCAGCUGCAGUGUGGGUCCAGAUAGCAUCAGGCAACGGCUACAACUUCCCUCUCUAUUCCCACUCCCUCAAAUCCGUGUUGGGCUACAACCAGCAGCAGCUGACGAUGCUCGGUGUCGCCAACGAUAUCGGCGAGAAUAUCGGCAUACUUCCAGGCAUCGUCUGCAACAAGUUCCCGCCGUGGGUCAUGCUUUCGAUCGGGACCGUCGCUUGUUUCGUCGGCUAUGGCGUCCUGUGGCUGUCCGUCAGCCAGACUCUGUCCUUGCCCUACUGGGUGCUAUGGAUCGCAUUAGUAAUUGCUACCAACAGCAGUGCAUGGCUUGGAACUGGAGUGCUUGUGACCAACAUGAAGAACUUUCCUCUCAGUAGGGGCACUGUUGCUGGCAUUCUCAAGGGUUAUGUCGGGCUCAGUGCUGCAGUCUUUACAGAAAUUUACGCAGGGGUGCUUCAUAACUCCUCCACAAAGCUCUUGCUUUUUCUUGCACUCGGGAUUCCUGCUUUAUGCCUGGCAUUGAUGUACUUGGUUAGGCCUUGCACCCCUGCAACAGAAGAUGACUCGACCCAACAUGGUCAUUUCCUAUUCACCCAAGUUGCCAGUGUUUUCCUAGGCAUCUAUCUUCUCACAACUACAAUUUUGGACGAUGUUCUCUCUUUGAAUGAUGCCAUUUCCUACGCAUUUGUGGGUAUAAUGGUUCUCCUCCUCCUGGCACCUCUAGCAAUCCCCAUAAAGAUGACUCUAUACCCAGCUAAUCCUAAAAGGUCGGGUAUAUUAAGCCAGUCUGCUUCUACGGACCAUCUAAUUAUGGAGGAACGUGAGUCAGACAAAAUGGAACCGUUGUUGUCUUCAUCAACAGCAAAUCUUGGGAGUUUCCUGGAGGGUGACGAUUCUUCUGAUUUGAAUAUACUUCUGGCUGAGGGGGAAGGAGCCGUGAGCAUGAAGAAGAAGAGGCGGCCUAAGAGGGGGGAGGAUUUCAAAUUCCGUGAAGCUCUCAUCAAAGCUGAUUUCUGGCUUCUGUUUUUGGUCUACUUUCUUGGGGUUGGCUCUGGUGUUACUGUUCUCAAUAAUUUGGCACAGAUUGGGAUCGCAGCAGGUGUGACUGAUACGACUCUCCUGUUGUCUCUCUUCAGCUUCUGUAAUUUUGUCGGCCGUCUUGGUGGUGGUGCUGUUUCUGAAUAUUUUGUCAGGCUGAAGAUGCUUCCUAGGACGAUUUGGAUGGCUGUCACACAAGUAAUCAUGAUCGUUGCAUACCUUCUGUUUGCCUCAUUUCUUAGUGGCACCCUUUAUGCCGCAACUGCACUUCUCGGCAUCUGUUAUGGUGUACAAUUCUCUAUCAUGGUGCCAACCGCCUCUGAGCUUUUUGGUUUGAAGCACUUUGGUAUAAUCUACAAUUUCAUGUUGAUUGGCAAUCCCCUCGGCGCUCUUCUCUUCUCUGGUGUGCUUGCAGGGUAUGUGUAUGAUAAGGAGGCACAAAGGCAGCAUGCCAGUCUUCUCCUUGGCACAAGCAGUUCAUGCUUGGGUCCCAACUGCUUUAGGCUCACAUUCUUCGUUCUGGCUGGGGUCUGUGGUUUGGGAGCCAUUAUAGGUGUAAUUCUAACAAUCAGAAUAAGACCUGUGUAUCAAAUGCUCUAUUCCGGGGGCUCAUUUCGGCUGCCUCCAAGUUCAGGUCAUUGACCGAUUCAUCCUUGUGUUGAAAGUUAGGAUGUUGGAGUAUGAGUAAUUCAACACUUUGUGAGGCGCGUGUGAUUGUUUUAAGUCAGUAAAUGUACUCUCGAAGUGCUCAAGCUUGGCCCCAAGAAGUUGUUUUCUUUGAUCAGGGGCUCUGGGGCCGAGUUCAGGUCGUAGACCGAUUCAUCCUCGUGUUGGAAGUUAAGAUGUUGGAGUAUAAGUAAUUCAAUGCUUUGUAUGGUGCGUGUGAUUGUUGUAAGUCAGUUUGUGUAAUCUUGAAGUGUUUGAGCCCGGCCACAAGAAAUGUUUUUCUUCGAUCUUGGACUUCUGAGACAGCAGUUCAGUUGAGAAGUUUCUUUUCACGUCUGUUCUAUUUUGAUAUGUCCUGAUUUUGGUCAGAAGAAUGCCAUGUAUCAUGUUGGAGACGGCUAAACUCGCUCUGGUUGAUGUAUGUAGUAUGUGAUUCUGUCAAGACUUUCAAGUAUUUCCUUUGUCAGAGCAUGGGAGCUAUGCUUCUUUGAGAUGGUAUAUCACUGAUCGGUGAUCCUUUUGUUCUGUAUUAACAGACGUGACUGCGAGCAAUAGUAUAUGUAAUGAUUUGAAAACAUAUCCAUUAUGUUACUAUAUGCAUCUUUAGCUAGCAUCCGAGAUGGCUUCUUUCUUUUGUAUGCUUCAAAAUCAUCUAAUAUUCGAACCACCUGUGAUAGCUUUGGGUGAUCCUUCAA
Molecule: messenger RNA, 2543 nt
Organism: Magnolia sinica
Lineage: Eukaryota; Viridiplantae; Streptophyta; Magnoliopsida; Magnoliales; Magnoliaceae
Product: protein NUCLEAR FUSION DEFECTIVE 4
Exons: 3
Coding region: 109-1824 (571 amino acids)
Cellular component (GO): membrane
Source: RefSeq, a predicted model, not a curated record